This is a messenger RNA of Hippocampus zosterae (dwarf seahorse), 7557 nucleotides long. Its product is annotated as SH3 and multiple ankyrin repeat domains protein 1-like. Gene Ontology annotation, cellular component: dendritic spine; postsynaptic density; postsynaptic membrane. The coding region runs from base 176 to 7267 and encodes 2363 amino acids. Lineage: Eukaryota; Metazoa; Chordata; Actinopteri; Syngnathiformes; Syngnathidae. Gene Ontology annotation, molecular function: synaptic receptor adaptor activity; ionotropic glutamate receptor binding. The record is from RefSeq and is a predicted model, not a curated record. The transcript is spliced from 28 exons.
UUCCAGAUUGCCGCGUGCUCUCUGAUUCGUGGUGUGGUGGUGUAUUCACAGGUGUUAUGCUAACAUGUUCAGGUAAAGGUAUUGGUACUUGAAGGAAACCAAGGCAGGAGAAGGCAACGUUUGCGGAUGCGACCUGAACUACAACGCAGGCAAGGUAAAAGCAUGUUUGGAAGGGAUGACCCCCGUCUCUCGGGAUAGCCGUGUUUUAUCUUCACCACAGCUAUGUCACUCGGCCUUCUCCGCAGUGACCCCUGCGCCACCAACCAUGCUGGGAAAUAACGAGCGCUUUUAUCCCGGUCAGGAUGACAAAGACGACGGGGAGGAUGAGGAGGAGGAGGAUGAGGAGCAGGGCAGAGAAACCCGCAAAAGGGAAAGUGGACGCCGCAUCGAGAACGGAGGGUUAGACGUUCCGGGUCAGAAGGUGAUGACGGGAGGAAGACAAUCCCGGGAAGGCAAAGUCGGCGACGGGGCCAAACCGGCGGCCGUCGUUGUCGGUAGGCAGACGGCAGACCGGCCCGGCAGGUCGGGCAACCCGGCAAACCGGGGGAUCGCUUAUACGUCCGGUCAAGCCACCCUCCGUCACCAAACGGCCAAUAAGACGCAGCGUCGCGGUGUGGGGGCCAAUCAGCAUGGCGCAGGCUUGAACGCGGCUCACAAGAGAAGAGCUCCGAUGGAGCGCAGCAUGACCACCAUGGCGCCGACGGAGGAUACCUUCCUGACCAUGAUGGUGUUCCGCAUCGGGAUUCCGGACAUCAAGCAAACGAGGUGUGUCCAGUUUGACCAGGACUGCACGGUGUGGAACGCAAAGCAGCAGAUCAUCGGCUCCCUCACCGAGACCUUGUGGGACGUCUACAACUAUGGCCUCUUCCAGCCGGCGGGGGAAGGCCGGGAUGCCAAAUUCUUGGAGGAGGAGAGGACCUUGCAGGAAUACUCGCAGUCCUUUGAGAAAGGGGUCCCUUACCUGGAGUUUCGAUACAAAACCAGAGUAUAUAAGCAGACAAAUCUGGACGAAAAGGCGCUUUCCAAGCUUUGCACAAAGGCCAGUCUGAAGAAGUUCAUGGAUUACGUUCAGACUGGAGCACUAGAGAAAAUGCUUAAAGUCCUCGAGAAGGGUCUCGAUCCAAAUUUUCACGACCCAGAGAGCGGAGAGACCCCCCUGACUGUGGCGGCGCAGUCGGGUCUGGCGGUGGAGGGCAUCAGGGCUCUGGUUCAGGGUGGAGCUCAUUUGGACUUUAGAAGCAGAGAUGGCCUGACUGCGAUGCACAAAGCAGUCAGGGUCCACAACCAUACUGGGCUGCUGGCCCUCUUGUCGUUGGGAAGCUCACCUAACUACAAAGACCGCUGUGGGCUGACCCCGCUGUACCACACCGUCCUCACAGGGGGCGACACCUCCUGCUGCGAGACUCUGCUUUAUUACCGGGCCAAGUUGGGGACCAGAGAUGAGAACGGUUGGGAGGAGUCCCAUCAGCACAGGGAUGAAGAGGAGUUUGGAAUGGAAGAAACGCACAAGGCUUGCCAGAACGGCUUUGCCCAACACUUGGAGCAUCUGCUGUUUUAUGGGGCCGACGCCUCCUCUCAGAAUGCCUCAGGGAAUACCGCACUUCACAUUUCUGCCCUGUACAACAAAGAGAGCUGCGUCCGGGUUCUUUUGUACAGGGGAGCAAAUAGGGAGGCAAGGAACAAACAUGGUCAGACCCCUUUUCAGCUGGCUGUCAUGUCGGGUCACUUUGAACUCGGGGAAAUCAUCAAAAACCACAAAGAUUCAGACAUCGUUCCCUUUUUGGAGUCCCCAAAAUAUGUCCCCAAGCGAAAAGAAAGUGCCCAUACAUUGCCUCUGCCCUCGCUCCAGCCCCACCCCUUACUGCGAGCUAACAGCGACAACACCAUGACGCAUUCUGAUCCCGUGGUUAUUCCCAACAAGGCCGCAACCGCUCCCCACCCAUCUCAGGGCCACCGCAGGGCUUCCAUCGGCUUGCGAAGUACGAGCGGCCCCAGAAAUCGCACCCGCUCGCCAUCACGAGGAAGAGGAGGCCAGAGUGACACCGAGGAGAGGCACCGGCAGCCGCGAGGCAGGCAGGGAGUGACCCCUGCAGCCAGUGGCGGAGGUCAAAUGAAGCGACUGUACAGCGCAGUACCAGGGCGAAUCUACAUCGCUACUCGAGCGCACUCUGCUAGCGGAGAGAGACAGCUGUCGCUCAAAAAAGGGGACAAAGUUAAAGUGAUAAGUGUCGGCGAGGGGGGAUACUGGGAAGGAACGGCCAAGGGCCGCACUGGGUGGUUCCCCUCGGACUGUGUGGAGGAAGUGGCAGCCGUCAACAAGGACAAUCGACCAGAGACGCGGAGCGGGAAAGCCAAGAGGAAGCUUUUCCGUAACGUGACGGUCGGCGCCUACGACGGCACCGACGGGCCCAGUGACUACAUCAUCAAGGAGAAGACAGCCGUCCUACAGAAGAAAGACAAUGAGGGAUUCGGUUUCGUCCUUAGGGGAGCCAAAGCUCAGACUCCUAUAGAGGAAUUCACUCCGACGCCAGCGUUCCCGGCGCUGCAGUACCUGGAAUCCGUCGAUGAGGGCGGCGUGGCGUGGAGGGUCGGCCUUAGGAUGGGGGAUUUCCUCAUCGAGGUGAAUGGCCAGAAUGUGGUGAAGGUAGGACACCGGCAGGUUGUCAACAUGAUCCGACAGGGUGGCAACAUUCUAAUGGUGAAAGUUGUCAUGGUUGCCAGAAACCCCGAGCUGGAGGAUACCGCUCGAAAGAAAGCCCCGCAGCAGACGAAAAGGCUGACCCCUCCCGCCAUUGCCCUGCGCUCCAAGUCAAUGACAUCGGAGCUGGAAGACAUGGUGGAGAAAGGUGGGAGAAUCACAAAUUUGUGCGCUCUCAUUGUCAUUUGCGCUCCUAUCACCAUCCCUCCUCUGCAUUCACACCAUCUCGUGUCUGAGUAUGUACUCCAUCCCUUCAUCUGCCAUAUGAAGCCAACGCCGCGCCGCUUGGAAUUCACGCCUAAUUUAUGUUUUCCAAUUAUGUACGCUUCAGCCGCCUCUCCGUGGAAAAAGAAAGCAGACUACGAUUCCUCUCAGGGUCCUGAUAAGAAGAGGACAGUCUAUCAGAUGGCACUGAAUAAACUGGAUGAAAUCUUGGCUGCCGCCCAGCACACGAUUGCAUCAGACAACCAAGGCCACAGAGGUCACGGGGGCAAGAGGGACCGGAGCAAGAGUAUCGUUCCCAAUCUUUCCAAUGAGCCAAGGUUCGAGCUGCAGUCGGCGGCCGAUCCCAGACCGGGUUUUACUUACAACCAUGCCCACUUUCAACCAGCGCAGCAUGCAGUCAUGGUGCGUCAGAAAUCCAUUGGCAUAACUGAAGAGGAGAGGCAGUACCUUCAUCCACCGGCGAUGAAGUUGGCUCGGAGCUUGUCAGUGCCAGGACCGGAAGAAAUCCCCCCUCCCCCGAAUACAUCUGCACCCGAGCCGCCAUUAUCUGCCGGCCCUCACCCCGGGAGGGGUCCCGCCAUGCCCAUCCCUCCCGUCUCUGAAGCCCACUUCCAGCCGCAGUCCCAACCGGGCCAUCCUAAUCAGUCGGGCUGGGAAAGAGGAGGCGGGCUGAACCAGCAGGUUAUGGUCACCACGCUACGCCGACAAUCGGAAGGGCUGUGCGCCAGGGAGCAAGAGGCCCCCAGGCGAGGCGGCGGCAAGAUGGGGGCCUUGAGAAGAGGCUACAGUAGCGCCACGCCGCCAACAAGCGCCAAACCUAAAACCCAACAAAAUGUGCCGCAUCAUUCACACGGAGGCGCUCAGGAGCAGAGCGGCGGGACCGGCAGGGGUGCGGCGCGCAGGGGGGGUCGGGGCGCUCUGACCAAACAGUCGAAAGUUGAGGAGGGGCCGCGACAGCACCGUGGGAAAGGCGGCGCCGCCAAAGAGAAGACGUCCAUCCCCAUCCCGACCAUCAUCAUCAAAGCGCCCUCCACCAGCAGCAGCGGUCGAAGCAGCCAGGGCAGCAGCACGGAAGCCGAAGUCUCGCAGGAUGCGGAGGAGCACGCCCCCCCUCAACCCUCUCCGGAAAGCCCCGAUUGCACUCUGCCGUCGCCUCUCACCUCUGCGCCACCCCAGCCGCCGACGUCCACCUCCUCGCCUCAAUCCACCGUCGCCGCUCCCCUUUCUUUGAAGCAAAACCCGGAGAACGUAGACUACUCGUCCGCUGCGACUUUCGGAGGCGGAGGCGCGCGCAGGGAGAGGGAACGUUUCCGUGACAUGAGAAGAAAAAGUGCUUCUUUCUUCCUCUCGUCCGAGGAGGACGUGCAGGGGGAGGUGGGAGGCGGCGUUGGCGAAGGCGGGGAACCCCUAAACGCAAGGAUUCAGCCGUUGCAGAGCUCACACAUGGAAGUACCGACUCCUCGCCUGCGGCCCUCCAAGUCCAUCGACGAGGGCGUGUUUUCUGGGGACAAUUACGUCCACUACUCCAGCAGCAUGCCCCCCGCCUUCGGCCUGCCCGAGUAUUCCUCUCCCGUCCUCAAUCAGGAUGGGCAGCCCAAGUCGGCGCCGUCCACGUACGGCGUCCGGCCAGCCACCACUUUCAUCCACCCGCUCACCGGCAAGGUCCUGGAUCCUUCGUCGCCGCUGGGACUGGCGCUCGCCGCCAGGGAACGGGCCCUCAAGGAUGACCGCAGGACUCGCCGAGAGGAGAGACACUUUGGUCGACAGCUGUCCACGGCCGGAGCGUUUACCGCCCCCGCCCAGACUCCGACACCACCCUCCCUUUUUGCCACCCCCACGCAGUCGACUUACACGUCCCCCGUUUCCCUUCACUUGACCUCCCCCACCAAUACGGCCAGCACGUCACCCGCUUCCCAAAGUCGGCCUCAGUCGCCCAGGAUCUUACGCCUGGGGGGAGGAGGAGAGAAGACGGAGCGAGAAAAGGACCCGGGCCAUCGAGAGGGCCUGAGAGUUCGCUUCUCAGAGGACGGAAACGGCCAAUACUCGGGCCAGUAUUACUCCCCAAACAGCAGGGAGAGAGAAAAAGAGGCCCCCGAUAGCAGACCCGCUCCACCCGUGCAGCCUCCGCCACCCCCGUCUCAGCCCGCCCCGCGCAGGCCAUCCUUCCUGCAGAUGGAAAACAGUCCGAACGCCAACUACAUCCCUCAGUACGCCGUCCCGACGCCGCCCCAUGCCAUGGCAGAGACCAAAGGGGAACAUCUGGGAAUGAUGCAUCUGCCCCCCCCGGCUCCCUCAGUAGAGGUCGAUGAGGAGUUUGUCUUUGCGGACCCGUUGCCACCUCCGUUGCAGUUUGCCAAUGGCAAGAACGGAAGAGUGAGGGACUACUACCCGAGCGCGAGUCAACGAGCCGCCGCUCCGCCGCCGCCGCCUCCUCCCAAGGCCUCGAGCGUUCCUCAAACCUCUUCGCAGGGCGGGGACUCGGCCACCUCCAGCCUCACCUCCUACGACAGCGAGGUGGCCACCCUGACGCAGGCGGCUCUCUCGCCGUCUUUACCUUCCCCCGCCCUGCCCGCCACGAACCUACACCGGCCCCACCCCGUGUCCCUUUCUCACUCGUAUUACGGCGGCUCCGACGAGCCGUCGGCGGGGCGCGACGCCGCAGCCGCCCUCACCACCACCAUUUCCGACUACGGCGCGCCUGCGGGAGGAAGCAAGGCCGGCUUCGGCCCGGGGGGCGGGGCCGCGAACCAUAUUCACCACCACCACGCCGGUGUCCCCGAGGGUGGAGAAUGGCAGGAUGCGGUGGUGGAUUCUGGGAUCGAAGAGCUGGACAGUCACAGCAGCAGUGACCACCAUAUGGAAAUGUUGGGGUUGACCGGGCUCAGAGGAGACGGGGGUGGCAUCGGAGGAGACGUCGCAGGCGGCGAGGGUCGAAAAGGGGCCGCGCCGCGGGACCCUUCUCCGGCUUACCCCGGCGGACAAACCUUUGAGGUACACAACAGCAAAUUGGUGAACGCGACUCAUUAUAGGGAGGGAACGGGGAAGGUGCUGCCCGUUGCACUACGCCGGCAAAACGGCACCAACCCCGCCCCCCUGCAACUGCAGAGACCAAACAUCCCGGGCAAUAUCCGACUGGAUGGGGCCCCACCCGACCAAAGAAAGCUUUCGCAGUCCGGACCCAAAACGGAGGACGACUUCAGCGCGGCAUUGGCGGCCUGCUUGGACAGGCCUAUUGACGCUCGCUCGGCAGGCUGGGGCGAGGUCGGGGAACGCGAGCAGCUCCGGAGAUCCGGCGCGGCGUUGGACGGACGCAGGCUCCAUUCGCCUCUCUCGGGUGUCAAGGCCAGCAUCAUCAAUGAGCUCAGCUCCAAACUUCACCAAAUGAGUAGCAUGAGGAGCAUGGACGACUGGAGCCAAGCCCCCAAAUCUCCCACCACGCACAGGUAUUCAGCAGAUUUCAGCGAUGCGUUUCACAGCCCGCCUACGGGCCGCUCCACCUCCCCCUUGCCCGCUUGCUCGCCUCAACACCAUCCGGGACUCCCGCCCAAUCUGUCGGCCGCCCCCUCCGUAACCCCUUCCCCGCAGGUAACGGGGCAAGGCGCCUGGACCCGUUCCCCUUCCCCGCAGAUGCCCACCUCCCCGGUUCACUCGCACGCUCCCCAUUCGCCGACCUACUGCCCGUACCAGACGUCGCCCAAGCAUCGCUCCAAAAUGCGGCGGCAGACUUUCGAUUUCCAGUGCAGUCCCACGAAGGAGAUGCGAUCCGCCGUUUCUCGCCGCCGCGCCCCGAGUCCUCUCAUCUAUAACGCCGAGCAGCCCAACUGCGCCCCUCCUCGGCCGUCCUCCCUGCCCAUCCUUCCCAGUACUCCCGUCUACGGCAACCCCUUUGAAUUCCCGGGCCCGCUCACCCCUCCUUCCCCCGGCCUCCCUCUCGGCGACGCCUACGCGGCCUCGGCGCCGCCGCUUUUCUCCCCGUCGGGCGCGCCGAGUCCGAACCCGUUGCUGGUCUCCCACUCCCUCUCCCCUACGCAUUACCUCUCCGGAGCCUCCUCCCCGUUGCACUUGCCCCCGAGCCCGUCCUGCCUCAACUUCCCCCAUCUCGCCCCGCCCCCGCCGACCAAACCCUUCGCUCUCAAACCGCUGCCCUACUGGACCAAGUACGACGUGGCCGACUGGUUGGCUUACCUGAACCUGGGCGAACACAUAGAGCGCUUUAUCGAUAACGAGAUCGACGGAUCUCAUUUGCCUUCGCUUACCAAGGACGAUUUCUUGGACUUGGGCGUGACACGCGUGGGCCAUCGAAUGAACAUCGAGAGGGCGCUGAAGAAACUCGCCGACAGGUGAGGGGGGGACUGAAACGCAGCAGGGGUCGUAGAUCACAAAGGAAGGUGAGCGUCCUUCCGGAAAAAGCCGCGUCCUCGUUUUUCUUGAUCAGAUGCGUCCGAUUUGUCUUUUAAAGUGAUCCUUCCUCAACCCUCCGCCCAUCGCAGAUGACUUGAGUUUCCUUUUGCCGUUGAUUUGCCCUACUUCUCUCCCCAGGCCUUUGCAUGUCGCUACUUCCCCCAGAGACACAGACUGAGAGUGGUGGGGUGAUUGUGCGGUGACAAAAAAAAAAAUGUGUGACAAGCGCAUGA